This is a messenger RNA of Telopea speciosissima, 1522 nucleotides long. RefSeq names its product protein transport protein Sec61 subunit alpha-like. Lineage: Eukaryota; Viridiplantae; Streptophyta; Magnoliopsida; Proteales; Proteaceae. Gene Ontology annotation, biological process: SRP-dependent cotranslational protein targeting to membrane, translocation; post-translational protein targeting to membrane, translocation. Gene Ontology annotation, cellular component: membrane; Sec61 translocon complex. Gene Ontology annotation, molecular function: signal sequence receptor activity; transmembrane protein transporter activity; ribosome binding. Bases 37 to 1467 code for a protein of 476 amino acids. The transcript is spliced from 7 exons. The record is from RefSeq and is a predicted model, not a curated record.
CUUCCAGGUUGGACUGUUUUUGUUCUGAUAAUUAAAAUGGGGGGAGGAUUCAGAGUUCUCCAUCUUGUUAGACCAUUUCUGUCCUUUCUACCUGAAGUGCAGAGUGCAGACAGGAAGGUCCCAUUUAGAGAGAAAGUAAUAUACACUGUGAUCUCUCUCUUUAUUUUCCUGGUCUGCAGUCAACUUCCGCUUUAUGGAAUACAUUCCACUACUGGAGCAGAUCCUUUUUACUGGAUGCGUGUUAUUCUCGCCUCAAACCGUGGGACUGUCAUGGAACUUGGGAUUACUCCCAUUGUGACAUCUGGCUUGGUGAUGCAACUCUUAGCUGGGUCGAAGAUCAUCGAAGUGGAUAACAAUGUCCGUGAAGAUCGGGCCCUCUUAAAUGGUGCUCAGAAGCUGUUGGGCAUACUUAUUGCCGUUGGUGAAGCGGUCGCAUAUGUUCUGUCUGGGAUGUAUGGUAGUGUCGGCCAACUUGGAGUAGGCAAUGCAAUUCUAAUCAUUAUUCAGCUUUGCUUUGCGGGUAUUAUUGUGAUAUGCUUGGAUGAACUUCUCCAGAAGGGUUAUGGACUAGGGUCUGGUAUUUCCCUGUUCAUUGCGACAAAUAUCUGCGAAAACAUAAUUUGGAAAGCAUUUAGUCCAACAACCAUCAAUAGUGGACGAGGAGCUGAAUUUGAAGGUGCUGUAAUUGCUUUAUUCCAUCUGCUGAUUACUCGUACGGACAAGGUCCGUGCUCUCCGUGAGGCGUUCUACCGGCAGAACCUUCCAAAUGUGACAAAUUUGCUCGCUACAGUCUUAAUCUUUCUCAUUGUUAUCUAUUUCCAAGGAUUCCGUAUUGUUUUGCCUGUGAGGUCAAAGAAUGCCCGUGGUCAACAAGGCUCAUAUCCGAUCAAGCUUUUCUACACCUCCAACAUGCCAAUCAUUCUGCAAUCUGCCCUUGUUUCCAACCUUUACUUUAUUUCUCAGUUGCUGUACAGGAGGUACAGUGGAAAUUUCAUUGUUAAUCUUCUUGGCAAGUGGAAGGAAUCCGAAUACUCUGGUGGUCAGUUUAUCCCUGUAGGUGGAAUUGCAUACUAUAUCACUGCACCAUCAAGCUUGGCGGAUAUGGCAGCCAAUCCUUUCCAUGCUCUGUUUUAUAUUGUGUUUAUGCUGUCAGCUUGUGCACUGUUCUCGAAAACUUGGAUUGAAGUUUCUGGAUCCUCUGCUAGAGAUGUUGCCAAGCAACUGAAGGAGCAACAAAUGGUGAUGCCAGGUCAUCGGGAAUCAAAUUUGCAAAAAGAAUUAAACCGCUACAUACCCACAGCGGCAGCCUUUGGGGGCAUGUGCAUUGGUGCAUUGACAGUGUUAGCAGACUUCAUGGGAGCAAUUGGAUCAGGGACUGGAAUUCUGCUUGCCGUCACUAUCAUCUACCAAUACUUCGAGACAUUUGAGAAGGAGAGAGCCAGCGAAUUGGGCUUCUUUGGACUUUAAGCCUGAUCAAGUGAUGAAGUUCCACUUGCUUGGUUGGACCUGUUUGUUCCAGUCU